Armigeres subalbatus is the source of this 2095-nucleotide messenger RNA. Its product is annotated as ras-like protein family member 10B. Gene Ontology annotation, molecular function: GTPase activity; GTP binding. Bases 1 to 795 code for a protein of 264 amino acids. NCBI's taxonomy places the organism in Eukaryota, Metazoa, Arthropoda, Insecta, Diptera, Culicidae. The transcript is spliced from 6 exons. The record is from RefSeq and is a predicted model, not a curated record.
AUGUGGAAUCGACUCUCGCCGACCAAUUCCAAUAAACUGAUGCUCGACCAUGGUAAUCAUAGCAAUAUUAGAUGCAAUAAUAAUAGUAGUACCAUCACCACCUCCAGCAUCCCCAGCAGGACGGGUGCUGCGAUUGCUGGUGCCCUCUGUGCCGCCCGGAUCACUCUGGAGGGACCGGAACCCCCCUGGAUGCAAGGCCCCCUCAAGGUGGCAUUUCUGGGGGCCUCCGGCGUUGGUCGCACUAGUAUUUUGCAGCAAUUUUUCAAGCAUGACUUCCCGAAGACUCACGUUCGCACCAGCCGUCGGUCGGUGUACCGCAGCUGUCUGGUAUGCGACACAUGCAUCCGGGAGCUGAUGGUGAUCGAUGUGCCACCGCAGAGACGCUUUCCCGUCGACAAUCUCGCCGAGUGGAACAACGGCCACCCGCUGGGGCUCCGCACGGUGCACACCUACGUGCUCGUGUACGACAUGGGCAAUCUCGAGACGUUCCAGUACUGCCGCAGCAUGCGUGAUCAAAUUCUAGAAAGCUUUAAUCAUCGUGAUUUUAAAAUUAUGGUUGUGGGCAACAAGCUCGAUCUGGUAUCGGAAACCAUUCCGCACACUCAGGAAUUAAAGGACAUCUCUACUUUGGUCCGCAAACACUGGCGCUGCGGUUACGUCGAAUGUUCCGCAAAACACAACUACAAAAUCGGCGACAUCUUCAAAGAACUGAUGGGCUAUCCGGUGGGUGGCACAGCGCCCAAGCUGGAAUUUUCCCAAUCGAUUAGAAACAAAAACAAAUGCACAAUUCUCUAGUAGUGACUGAACGUGCGCUGGUUGGUGCAGAAUGAAGAAAAAAAUCGGUGCCAUUAAGUUGCAAUGCAACAGUAGCCUUCCGUAUUGAAUGAGGACUCAACAGAGGACACUGCAAUUUGGACGAGUGAUUAUGGGAGUGAGAUAUCAAUUUGCACAAAUCAAUGUCGAUAGGCGGAGGAUCACGACGGGGAAGUGUGUCCAACGACGUCAACCCUAACAAAGUAUCACAUGUACGCCAUAGUGUAGAAAAGAAGCAAAACCAACUAUCGCAACCGUUUGCGAAAAUGUAGAUACCCAAUCGGACAAAGCAUUAUCAAAUAGCAAAACCAUGUUGACUAUUGAUAUUCUAGGAAGUUAAGCAUCGUUAAAUCGAUCGGUACACUUUUGUGUCACUCGCGGCCUGUGUUAGGUUAAAUCGUGACUGCAGACGGAGCUCAGCGUGGAGCUGGCGGUAGAGAAUGGAAGAAAAACCGGAAACUACCCACGACCCAGUUUAGAUUAGAAACAAUAGAGAUAAGACAUUCCGUUCUCUUGUUCGUAAGCCACGGCAGCUGACUGUAUCAAUGUUUGUGUAAGUGUGUGUAUGUUUGUAGCCGUGUUUAUACGCCAUCCAAGGAACAAUCACUGGGGUUGGGGAAGCAUCCGGGCGUUCCUGUUCGAUGCGAGCAAAGAUUUUGAGCACGCCAUCAAUCUUACUUGGUAGGUGGUAGGUAGGACGCACAAAUUGGAGGAAAACCGAAUUAAGCUCACCAUCUACGCAAAGACGAACGGCACCACUCCAAGUCCGGUAUAGGUAUUGAGGAGGACAGUGCCUGAGGAGCUACAGAAGACAAAAGCGGAAGGAUUCAUAUUCUCUAGUCCAUAGUCAGGGCGACCGACGGGAGGGUAAGCCGAGGAGAUACACAAAAUUUAAUUGUCUGUCAUGAGCAGCGGCUUUCGAGAGUAGAGCAUCCGUCGGAGCGUACGGAUGCGACAUCAUGAUUGGGUUUGGUUCUUGUCAGACGAAUAGAUCAAGUUGCUUUAUAUUCUCCAGAUGAAGACAUGAAAUGAUGAAGCGGUUAUUUGAUAGUGAGGGAUAAUAAUUGAAGAUGGUUUUAAUUUUGGCUUGGUUAUUGUUAAGGUUAAUAGCAUGAGUUGGUAUUUUUGGCUCCAUGUACGUUGAUUCAAACUGAUAGUAACAAUGAAAAUUUUUAAGGGUAAUGUGACCAGACGUCCCGCGUUUCGCCGGAGGCUGCAUUUUUCAACUACUUCGUUUUACACAUUUAUUAGAAUUUAUACAGCCUUACAAAUAUUUUUCUAU